Marmota flaviventris (yellow-bellied marmot) is the source of this 4648-nucleotide messenger RNA. It is a transcript of the gene Uaca, whose product is annotated as uveal autoantigen with coiled-coil domains and ankyrin repeats. The record is from RefSeq and is a predicted model, not a curated record. Gene Ontology annotation, molecular function: actin binding. Lineage: Eukaryota; Metazoa; Chordata; Mammalia; Rodentia; Sciuridae.
AGUUUCAAAGCAGCAGGAUGCAGAGUACUGUUCAGGUUUUCUAGUGGGGUCCUUGAAAGGGAGGACUUUGAAAGACAGUCUCUAAAGAACAAGAAAUAGGAGGAGUUACAGUACCUGACUUGAGGCUCCUGUUAAUCAAGUGCUGCGCUGUGAGGAAAAUAAUUUUCAAGCGUUAUGAAGGCGGAGAAGGAUCCUGAAGACGAAGAAAAUAUCCUUAGAGAUCCAAGCUAAGUGUAGCACAGCAUGUGAGGGACUGAGUCACCCCACUCAUUAGGCGUUUGUGUGAAGGCUUGCUUUGUGAGCUGCAGAGAUUUGUAACUUAAUGCGGAGUGGUUUGCCGUUAGCAACAAGAAACUAAAUCCUGUCUAUGAUGAGCUGUUGGUUUUCUUGUGCUCCUAAGAACAGACAUGCAGCAGAUUGGAAUAAAUAUGAUGACCGGUUGAUGAAAGCUGCAGAGAGAGGGGAUGUAGAAAAAGUAUCCUCAAUCCUUGCUAAAAAGGGAGUCAGUCCAGGCAAACUAGAUGUGGAGGGCAGAUCUGCCUUCCAUGUUGUGGCCUCAAAGGGGAAUCUUGAGUGUUUGAAUGCCAUCCUUAUACAUGGAAUUGACAUUACAACCAGUGACACUGCAGGGAGAAAUGCUCUUCAUCUGGCUGCUAAGUAUGGACAUGCAUUGUGCCUGCAAAAACUUCUACAGUACAAUUGUCCUACUGAACAUGUAGACCUUCAGGGGAGAACUGCACUUCAUGAUGCAGCAAUGGCAGACUGUCCUUCUAGCAUACAGCUGCUUUGUGACCAUGGGGCCUCUGUGAAUGCCAAGGAUAUAGAUGGGCGGACACCACUUGUUCUUGCUACUCAGAUGUGUAGGCCAACAAUAUGUCAACUGCUGAUAGAUAGAGGGGCAGAUAUUAAUUCCAGAGACAAACAAAACAGAACGGCUCUCAUGCUGGGUUGUGAGUAUGGUUGCAGAGAUGCAGUAGAAAUCUUAAUUAAAAAUGGUGCUGAUGUAAGCUUACUGGAUGCCCUUGGCCAUGAUAGUUCUUACUACGCAAGAAUUGGUGACAAUCUGGACAUUCUAACCUUACUGAAGACUGCAUCAGAAAAUACCAGCAAAGGGAGAGAACUUUGGAAGAAAGGACCAUCUCUGCAACAGCGAAAUUUGACACACAUGCAAGAUGAAAUAAACAUGAAGUCAAAUCAGAGGGAGCAUCAAAACAUUCAGGAUCUGGAGAUUGAAAAUGAAGAUUUGAAAGAGCGGUUGAGAAAAAUUCAGCAAGAACAAAGGAUACUAUUGGAUAAAGUCAAUGGUUUACAAUUACAGUUGAAUGAGGAAGUAAUGGUUGCUGAUGAUCUGGAAAGUGAGAGAGAAAAGCUGAAGUCCCUCUUGGCAGCUAAAGAAAAGCAACAUGAAGAAAGCUUAAGAACUAUUGAGACUCUGAAAAAUAGAUUUAAAUAUCUUGAGAGUGAUCAUUUAGGAUCAGGAAGUCAUUUCAGUAACCGAAAAGAAGAUGUGCUUCUUAAACAAGGUCAAAUGUAUAUGACAGACUCACAGUGUACUUCCCCAGGUAUGCCAGCUCAUAUGCAAAGCAGAUCUAUGUUAAGACCACUGGAGCUAUCUUUACCCAGUCAAACCUCAUACUCUGAAAAUGAAAUUUUAAAGAAAGAGUUAGAAGCAAUGCGAACCUUCUGUGAUUCAGCAAAGCAAGAUCGACUCAAGCUCCAAAAUGAACUGGCUCACAAGGUGGCAGAGUGCAAAGCCUUAGCAUUAGAAUGUGAAAGGGUCAAGGAGGACUCAGAUGAACAGAUAAAGCAAUUAGAAGAUGCAUUAAAAGAUGUGCAGAAGAGAAUGUACGAGUCAGAAGGUAAAGUGAAACAAAUGCAGACCCAUUUUCUUGCCCUUAAAGAGCACCUAACCAGUGAAGCAGCCACAGGGAAUCACAGAGUAAUGGAAGAACUGAAGGAUCAGCUGAAAGACAUGAAAGCAAAAUAUGAAGGCGCAUCUGCAGAAGUGGGAAAGUUAAGAAACCAAAUCAAACAAAAUGAGAUGUUAGUAGAACAGUUUAAGAGGGAUGAAGGUAGGUUGAUAGAAGAAAAUAAGCGAUUGCAGAAGGAAUUUAGUAUGUGUGAAAUGGAACGAGAGAAGAAAGGAAGAAAGGUCAUGGAGAUGGAAUGCCAGUUAAAAGAAUUGUUAGCAAAGGUGGCCCUUUCCAUUCCAACAGAAACAUUUGAAAACAUGAAGAGCUUAUUAUCAAAUGAAGUGAGUGAGAAAGCAAAAAAACUGGCAGAGAUGGAAAGAGAAUAUGAAAAAUCACUUAGCGAAAUUAGACAGCUGAAGAGAGAACUUGAGAACAUUAGGGCCAAGUUCGCCCAACACGUGAGACCAGAGGAACAUGAGCAGCUCAAGAGCAGGUUAGAACAAAAGUCAGGAGAGCUUGGAAAGAAGAUCACUGAGCUAACACUGAAAAACCAGGCACUACAAAAGGAAGUUGAAAAAGUUUCUCUGGAUAAGAAGCUCCUCAACCAGCAAGUACAUAAUCUAACAAUUGAAAUGAAAAAUCAUUAUGUUCCUUUAAAGGUAAGUGAAGAAAUGAAAAAAUCACAUGAUAUAAAUAUUGAUGAUUUGAAUAAAAAGCUUUCAGAUGUAACACAAAAAUAUACAGAGAAGAAGUUGGAGACAGAGAAAUUGCUGAUGGAAAAUGACAGAUUAAGUAAGAAUGUUAGCCACCUGGAAACUGUGUUUAUACCUCCUGAGAAACACGAAAAAGAGAUAAUGGCUCUGAAAUCCAAUAUUGUUGAACUUAAAAAACAGCAAUCUGAACUUAAUAAAAAAUGUGGUGAAGACCAAGAGAAAAUUCAUGCACUCACGUCUGAAAACACAAGUUUGAAAAAGACUCUGAGUAGCCAGUAUGUACCAGCCAAAACCCACGAAGAGAUUAAGACUGCCUUGAAUAACUCUUUAGAUAAAACUAACAGAGAAUUAUUUGAUGUGAAGAAAAGCUUUGAAGGUAUAAAUCAAGAAUUCAUAAAAAUAAAGGAUGAGAAUGAAAUUUUAAAAAGAAACCUGGAAAACACUCAGAAUCAAAUAAAAGCUGAGUACAUCAGCCUGGAAGAACAUGAGGGAAAGAUGCGUGUUAUGAACCAGAGCCUAAAGAAGGAGCAGGACGCUAAUGCUGCGAUCCUGACCAAGUACAACCAAGGCCAGGAAGAGAUUGUGACACUGCAUGCUGAAAUUAAAGCCCAGAAGAAGGAACUUGAUACAAUACAAGAAUGCAUCAAGCUAAAAUAUGCCCCAAUUAUCAGCUUUGAAGAGUGUGAGCGAAAAUUCAAAGCGACAGAGAAAGAACUAAAAGAACAGCUAUUAGAGCAGACACAGAAGUGUACUGUCAGAGAAGAAGAGGCCAAGAAAAGCAAGCUAGAGAAUGACAAGUUAAAGAAGGAGAUUUUCGCCCUUCAGAAAGAGUUAAAGGAUAAGAGUGCUCUCAUGGUGAAUUCCCGUGAAACCGAAAGAGCAUUAAGCAGAAAAACAGAAGAGCUAAACAAAGAGUUAAAAGACCUGUCACAGAAAUACACUGAAGUAAAGAAGGAGAAAGAGAAGCUCAUGGAAGAAAAUGCCAGACAGGGUUCGGAGAUCCUUGCAGCACAAAAUCUUUUGCAAAAACAGCAUGUUCCAUUGGAACAGGUUGAGGCUCUGAAAAAGUCUCUUAAUGGCACAAUUGAGAAUUUAAAGGAAGAACUGAAGAAUAAGCAAAGGUGUUUUGAGAAAGAACAACAGACGGUGACCAAACUGCAUCAGCUGUUGGAGAAUCAAAAGAACUCUUCAGUACCCCUGGUGGAGCAUUUGCAGAUUAAGGAAGCAUUUGAGAAAGAGGUUGGAAUCAUGAAAAUUAGCUUGAGAAAAAAGGAAGAAGAAAGCCAAAACAAAACUGAAGAAGUCUCUAAACUCCAGACCGAGGUUCAGAACACUAAACAAGCAUUAAAGAAAUUAGAGACAAGAGAGGUAGUUGAUUUGUCUAAAUAUAAAGCAACAAAAAGUGAUUUGGAGACUCAGAUUUCCAAUUUAAAUGAAAAACUGGCCAAUCUCAAUAGAAAGUAUGAUGAAGUAUGUGAAGAGGUUUUGCAUGCCAAAAAGAAGAAAGAUGAAAAGGAUUUAGUACAUUUCAGCAUUGAGCAAGAAAUCAAGGAUCAGAAGGAACGAUGUGAUAAGUCCUUAACAACAAUCACAGAGUUACAGAGAAGAAUUCAAGAAUCUGCUAAACAAAUUGAAGCAAAAGAUAAUAAGAUAACUGAAUUGCUUAAUGAUGUAGAAAGACUAAAACAGGCGCUCAAUGGCCUUUCCCAACUCACAUACACAAGUGGCAGCCCCACCAAGAGGCAGAGCCAGCUGAUUGACACUCUUCAGCACCAAGUGAAGGCCCUGCAGCAGCAGCUGGCUGAUGCCGACAGACAGCACCAAGAAGUAAUUGCAAUUUAUCGGACACACCUCCUUAGUGCUGCACAGGGUCACAUGGAUGAAGAUGUUCAGGCAGCCUUACUACAGAUCAUUCAGAUGCGGCAGGGGCUUGUGUGCUAGCAUUAGUACCGAGCAGCCCCAGUCUGACUUCUCCUCCUGGUGCUGAGCAUUCUGUGUGCAACUCUUACUCUUCUGGGCCUG